Molecule: messenger RNA, 1680 nt
Organism: Diaporthe amygdali
Lineage: Eukaryota; Fungi; Ascomycota; Sordariomycetes; Diaporthales; Diaporthaceae
Product: metalloreductase fre8
Exons: 2
Coding region: 1-1680 (559 amino acids)
Biological process (GO): copper ion import; iron ion transport; intracellular iron ion homeostasis
Cellular component (GO): plasma membrane
Molecular function (GO): ferric-chelate reductase activity
Source: RefSeq, a predicted model, not a curated record
AUGGGAUGGCCGUGGAAAUUUGUCUCCUUAGAUGAGGACGAGGUGAGGCUCAGGAGGCAGACUCUGGACAGAUAUGCUGGAUAUGCACAGCUGUCGGCCUUUAUUCCAGUUCUGUUGUUCUUGAUCUACAGGCUGGUAUCCCGGGCCAUCCGGGCAAUUGAGGCCAAGAAGGGCGCCUACAAUGCAAUCCCAGAGUCUCCGUUGCGGAAAGUGAGGAGGCAAGGCCCUCUUGGAGCGUGGGAAUCGCGGUAUCGCUAUCUGCAGUGGUGGCUUGGGGACGACGUCGUGUUCCUGGGCCAGAACUGGGGCCAGAGAGACGAGUGGGUCUUUGGGCUGGGCUGGGGGCUAUGGAUGGCAAUCCUGACUGUGUUGGGGACCGAUGAUGGUGAGGCAGUCAAGAUGUCUAAAUACCUCCUGGCACUAAAGAGUCUCAACCCAGUCGCCUACAUAUUCAACUCAUCACAUGAGCAGAUCAAUCGCUACCACCGCGUGCUUGGCCGCAUCAUAUAUACGUUGCUUUUUGUCCAUGCUGGCCUCUACCUCAACUUCUUUGUGGCCUCGGGCCUACUGGUACAGAAGCUGACCACAUCCCGCGUCGUCAUCACUGGGAUUGUGGGGAUCUGGAUGAUGAGCUUGCUGAACGCAACAACUCUGAGAAUGAUCCGAAACUACUCUUAUAGGAUAUUCUUCAUUGUUCAUCUCACCGUGGCGAUGAUAAUACCGCCCCUAAUCUGGUUCCACGCUCACUCGUCGAGGGUGUUCCUGGUCGAGGCACUCGUGGUUUUCCUCGCCGACAUUAUCACCCGGAAAUUCGACACUUUCACCGCCAUCGCGAAGCUGGAAAAAGUACCUGGCACAGGCCUCGUCAAAAUCACCGCACCAAUUCCAAACAAGAAGGUUCACCGGUUCCAGAACCACCCCGGCUCGCACAUCUACCUCCAAAUCCCUGCUGAGGCUCGAACUUCGGACAGCCCGGCUUCAACGGACUACCUUGUUCACGAAUUCCUGUAUAACCCUUUCACGGUAGCAGAUGUUGACGUGGAAACUGGGAAUCUCACACUAGUGGCAAGGCAACUCAGUGGGCCAAUGACCACGACUUUGAACCAGAUUGCGACCAAGAACAGCCGUCAUGAUGCCACCCAGCUCCCACUAUACAUCGAGGGACCAUAUGGCGUCGCUAGCCACUUCUCAACCUUGGCUGAAGGCGAGUACGACCGCAUACUGCUAGUCUCUGGGGGUGUUGGUGCCACUUACACAGUUCCUCUCUACCGCGCAUUAGUCAAGGACAACCCAACUGCGCAGGUCCAGCUGAUCUGGGCCGUGCGUGGCGUCGGCGAUGCCUCUUGGGUCGCGUCUGGAAAAGACGGCAAGAGCUUUACCGAGGACGAGGGUGUGCAGAUCUUUGUCACAGCCAAUGAAGACAAGCACGGCGGCCAGGAGGCGGAGGGUGGGGAUGUGGAGCUGACCACGAUGCAUCAUGGCGGCGAGAUGAGGCACCAACUCAUGCGGCCGAACCUUAAGAGGGCCGUGGAUGAUGUAUUCCAGCAUGGCCAGGAUGAGCGGGUGGCGGUCUUGUUUUGUGGGCCAACGGUGAUGGGCCGCGACUUGAGAAAUCAUGUCGGAGCUUGGGUGCGCAAGGGGAGGGUGGUGUUUUGGCAUAGCGAGAGCUUUGGGUGGUAG